UGGCGGAGGUGUGUUGUGGUUCCACCAAUAAUAUAACCUGUUUUCACCGUGAAUUCACACAAGGAAAUGAUAAUAAUGAUAGUAAAUGAAAGAUAGUGCUUCAGCGUGGCGUCAGAUUAGAUAAAAGCGUGUGAUGUAUGUACUAUCCGUGUUUACUCCAAAUAAACAAUAUAUUUUUGAAUAAGGAACGCGGGAAUUGGUCAACAUUAUUUUACAUCUCAGGAAAUCAAUCUGUAAUGAAGUUCAAACUAAUGUCAUGGAGUUGGAUUUUUUUGAUCGCCGCCUGUUGUGCGACAGCGCAAGAUAUCAACAUAAAUAAUCCGAAUCAACAGCUUGAUUUAAAUAACCCAUACAGCACAAGCACGCCCAACUACGAUUUGAAUAAUAAUCCCUUCACUCAAGAACCGAAUUACAAUGGAGAUCAGUUCGGAAACCGAGACCAAUUCGGUCAAAAUCAGCCACCGUACGAUCCGAAUUUUCAAAGAGGACAGUUUGAUCCGAAUAAUCCGCAAAGAGGACAGUUCGAUCCGAAUAAUCCGCAAGGAGGGCGAUAUAAUCCUGAUACGGGCCUGUAUGAACCGCUGGGCCGAGAUUCGCCGCCCUGGAGGCAGGAUGGGUUCGGGUACGGCCCUGGGAGGAACGAAAUUGAUGCGGCGGGGUCGGCGAUAAAAGAAGCGACGUAUUUCUUGGUGGCUUCAAAAACCGUCCGCCCUGGCCAGUUGUACCGAGUUGCGGUAACAAUAAUCCAAGAAGAGGAGCCCCUCACUGUUCGUGCUUCCAUCACACGAAACGGCGUGGAAAUGACCGAAGACCACAAACGCGUCAAAGUCGGAGUCCCGGAAACCCUCCUAAUGCGAGUUCCACCAACAAGCGUCCCCGGCGAGUACAAACUGAGAGUCGAGGGUUUAUACGACGACAUUUUGGGCGGUAUUUAUUUCGCCAAUGAGACAAAUCUCAUUUUUUCGCAAAGAUCCAUGACGAUUUUUAUCCAACUCGACAAACCUGUCUACAAACAAGGCGAAAAAGUGCGAUUUCGAACAAUUCCAAUCAACACCGAACUGAAAGCUUUCGACCAAGCCAUCGACGUCUACAUGCUCGACCCGAACGGCCACAUCAUGAAACGCUGGCUGUCGAAACAAUCAAAUCUUGGAACUGUUAGUUUAGAGUACGAAUUGUCCGAUCAACCGGUUUUCGGAGAGUGGAAAGUUCGAGUGAUUGCUCAAAAUCAAAUUGAAGAAUCAACAUUUUUAGUAGAAGAGUAUUAUCAAACGAGGUUUGAGGUUAAUGUAACUAUGCCUGCGUUUUUCCUGAACACCGAUGAGUAUUUACAUGGGAUUGUUAUGGCGAACUACACUAGUGGUGCCCCCGUUCGGGGGAAUCUGACACUUAAGGCCAUAGUCAGGCCGAUUAAACCCAUCGAUAGAUAUAGACUGCCACAUAGGAAUAGGAAUCGAAAUAGAAACCGUGAUAGAUUUUACGAAAAUAGGGGUUAUAACCGGUUUGAGGAUCGGAAUAGGUAUGGGCCACAGAGGUACGACGAGUUUGAGUAUCAAUACGACGAAUUUGAACAAGAUAAACCGAUCGUGGAGAAAUAUUUUAAUUUUGACGAACAAUUGCCGUUUUGGUCUAAAGUGACAAACUACUACGAAUCAAUCCCUUCCCUCAAAUACUUUUAUGGUGUCUACGAGUUCAAGUAUCCAAUCCGAGAACUGCUGCACUACGUCACAAGUCUUGAAGGAAUGGAAGUCGUGGUAGUCGCAACAGUCGGUGAGCGUUUCCUCGACGAGGUCAUCGAGGGUUAUUCUACAGCGCGCAUCUUUAAUUCUUCGAUUAAAUUGUCUUUUCUUGGAGGCUCGCCUCAAGUCUAUAAGCCAGGAAUGCCGGUUGCAGCUUACAUUGCUGCUUCUUUCCAAGACGGUUCUUCUUUACCGAUCGAGAGACUGACGAAUGGUGUGAUGGAAGUGUUUACGUAUGUCGAAUCGGGUGCUGGACGAAGAGAUCUUCCCAGUCGGCAAUUGUUUAUGCUUGAUGGAAGUCCGGGAGUUUGGGAGUACAAGUUUGACAUUAAGAGCGAGUUGGGGUUGGAAGGAACGAAAGCGUUUGAAGACCCGACCCAGAGGGGGUCUUUGAGGAUACAAGCGAGGUUUCGCGAUGGAUUGGGGCAUGUUGCAGAGGCUGAACUUUUGAUGUUGGCACACCAUAGUCCGAAUAAUCAGCAUAUUAAGGUGUUUACGAGUACGCUUAAACCACAGGUUGGUGCUAAUAUGAUCUUCCACAUCAAGAGUAACUUCUUUAUUCGGAAGUUCAAUUAUAUGAUUGUUGCGAAAGGAAUAGUUUUGGUCAGUAGUGAUCAAGAUAUGUUUGAUUAUAUUAGUACCAUGGCUGUGACAUUGAGUGCGGAGAUGGCGCCAGUUGCUACGAUUAUUGUUUGGCAUUUGGGGCAGUAUGGGGAGGUUACUGUCGAUAGUUUAACUUUCCCGGUCAAUGGAAUUAGCAGAAAUAAGUUCAAAGUGUAUAUCAACAACAAGAAAGCCCGCACUGGCCACAAAGUCGAAGUGGCAAUCUACGGCGAGCCUGGCUCCUACGUGGGGCUUUCGGGCAUCGACCGCGCCUUCUACACGAUGCAAGCCGGCAACGAGCUCACCUACGCCAAGGUCCUCACGAAAAUGGCCUCAUUCGACGAGAACAUCAACGGCACCCACGAACACAUCUGGUUCUCUCACGACGGCAACCCCGACGACCUCGUCUACUUCCCCUCAUCCACGUACGGAAUCGACGCCAAUCGCACCUUCGAAUACGCCGGAUUGGUCGUCUUCAGCGACUUCGAGCUCCCUCAGCGCUGGUCGCGCUGUAACGCCUCGCUCGGGUGGGCGGAGUGCCUCAACGGCGCCUGUUAUCGCAUGGACAAACGCUGCGACUACUUCCAGGACUGCACCGACGGCACCGACGAGGCCGGAUGCAAGUACGACAACGGCACCGAAUUAGCAAUGUUCAGGAAGUACAGAUUCAACCGGAUUCAAAGACAGUACGAGAAUGUUUGGGUGUGGAAAGAUGUCAAUAUUGGCCCCCAUGGCCGGUACAUUUUCAACAUUCCGGUGCCGGCGAGGCCGGUGCAUUGGAUGGUGUCGGCGUUUUCGAUGAGUCCCACUCUUGGUUUCGGGAUGUUGAAUAAAGCGAUUGAGUAUAUCGGCGUUUUGCCGUUCUUUAUCAACGUGGAGAUGCCCACGAUGUGCAUGCAAGGGGAGCAAGUGGGCAUUAGAGUGUCUGUUUUUAAUUAUAUGAUGGAUGCGAUGGAAGCAACGGUUGUGCUUUUGGGGUCACCGGAUUAUAAGUUUGUUCAUGUGGAGGAGAAUGGGGUUGUAAGGGCGUACAACCCACGGACGUCGUUCGGAGAACAUCAGUUCUUUAUUUAUAUCAAGCCGCAAGAUGCCGCUGUUGUUUACAUACCAAUUGUUCCGACGAGGUUGGGGGAUAUUGAUGUUACGGUGUAUGCCUCCACGUUGAUUGGAAAGGAUCAAGUGACCAGAAGACUACAUGUUGAAUCUGACGGUUUGCCUCAGCACCGACAUCAAUCCAUGCUUCUUGAUUUGAGUAAUCGUGCGUAUGCCUUCCAAUACAUGCACGUUAAUGUCACCGAAACGCCUAUUAUUCCAUACGAGUAUGACAGAUACUACGUAUAUGGAUCAAAUAAAGCCCGAAUUUCGAUUGUGGGAGACGUAGUGGGUCCCAUUUUCCCAACAAUGCCGGUAAAUGCCACGUCGAUUCUUCAUUUGCCUAUGGAUUCGGCUGAACAGAACAUGUUUUCGUUUGCUGCUAACAUGUAUACGACUUUGUACAUGAGGUAUACGCAACAGAGGAAUCGCACAUUGGAAAAAUUGGCGUUUUAUUAUAUGAAUAUUGGGUAUCAGAGGCAGCUUUCGUUCAUGCAGCCGGAUGGAUCCUUCAGUCUGUUUAGGAGUGACUGGAACCAAUCCGAUUCUUCCGUUUGGCUCACAUCCUACUGCGCCCGCAUUUUCCAAGAAGCAAGCUUCUACGAAUGGGAAAACUACAUCUACAUCGACCCCACCGUCAUUGCAAAAUCCGUGGAAUGGGUCCUUCGGCACCAAAAUCAAGACGGCGCCUUCUACGAAACCACGUGGCUCCCGGACCGCAAAUACAACUCCUCCCUCAACUUCAACAACGAUCCAAUCCGUCACCGCAACAUCACGCUCACCGCUCACGUCCUCAUCAUGCUCGAAUCCGUCAAAGACCUCACCAGCGGUCUCAGCUCCAAAGUGGCCAUCGCGCAACGAAACGCCGUCCAUUGGCUCGAACGCAACAUGGAUUUGAUCAAAGAGCGCGGACGACCCUUCGACAUCGCCAUCGUCGCUUACGCCCUCAUGAAGAGCAAAGCGGCGUUCGCCGAAGCCGCCUAUCUCGAGUUAUCGAGACACCGGCGCGAAGAGGGCGGUUUGUUGUACUGGGGGCGCCAAUCGGUCCCGCAACCCCCCUACAAAAUCGAAAACCAGAAGCCUUUCUCGCUCCCGAGACUCCCCUACGAGUACGACUCGGAGAACAUUGAAGCUACGGCCUACGCACUUAUGGUGUACGUAGCCCGACAAGAAAUCUUCAUGAACGACAUAGUGCGCUGGUUGAACACUCAGAGACUCACCGACGGGGGCUGGGCCUCCACUUCGGACACCGCAAAUGCCCUCAAGGCCCUCAUCGAGUACACCUCAGCCCAAAGAAUUCGCGAUAUUUCGAGUCUCUCGGUGACGGUGGAAGCGACGGCUUUGCCCGGCAAGACCGCUGUUUUGCACGUCAAUGACAAAAAUCGAGCGAAAUUACAACACAUCGAUAUACCCAAUGCCUGGGGUACUGUUAAAGUGCAAGCAAAGGGCACCGGUUACGCCAUUUUGCAAAUGCAUGUGCAAUACAAUGUCGACAUUGCACGAUUCCAGACGAAACCGCCAGUGCCGGCGUUCGAUUUGUGGAUCAGACCGUAUUUCUACGGACGAAACAUGUCGCAUAUCACGCUGUUUAGUUGUCAGAGGUGGAACCAUCUGAGUGAAUCCCCCAGGUCGGGACUUGCAGUGCUUGAUGUCACGAUACCGACGGGUUACAUCGUGCAACAGCAGGAUUUGGAUGCAUAUAUCCUGUCGAGGCAAGUGAGGAAUUUGCAAAGGGCGAGGUUCUCGGAAAGGAAGGUUCUGUUCUACUUCAAUUAUUUGGAUUACGAAGAGACCUGCAUCAACUUCACAGUGGAGAGAUGGUACCCAGUGGCCAACAUGUCUCGCUAUCUACCGAUCCGUAUCUACGAUUACUAUGCCCCGGAACGAUUCAACGAAACAAUAUUCGAUGCCUUAUCAACGUACAAUUUGGACAUUUGUCACGUGUGUGGUAGCAGUCAAUGUCCGUAUUGUUGGAUUUACAAUGCAACAACUAGAGUUACAAUUCCAUUAUUCACGUUAAUUUUCACAAGCAUAUUUUUAAUAGUUAGAUAUUUUGAUGUUCAAGACAACAUAAUCUAAUGCCACAAUUGUGAGCUGAACUGAAAUCUGGAAUUAUAUUAAUUCUACAAGUGUGAAAUAGUUGUUAAAAGUUGUGCCUGAUUAUAAAUAAAGGAUUGUUAUGUAAAUUUAAUAUAAGCUCCAGAUUCAUGCUUUUCUUAAUCUUUGUGUUCAUUAUUUUUAGUCGUCUUGAAGAGUCUAGAGAGGAGAAAUGACUUUAAGAGAGAUAAUGAGAGUUACUUAUGACACAUUGUAUAUUUUUCUACGAAAAGAAAUCAUAUCGGGAAUACUCAAAGCAAAUUAUUUCAUGUUGAAAGCGGAGCUGCACGCUCAUAGUCUCAUAUUAAACCGUCCAAUUGCACUGACGUAGUUAGUGUUUUAUAUUGUAAAGUAAUUAAUAUAUUUGGUUAGCUUUUUAUAUAUUGUUAUAUUUUUUAUUUUUUUUUGUAUUAUAAAUUAUUUCAUCAGCUAAUAUCACUGUUGAUGUAACUUAGGGUUCAAUUUGACUAAAUAUAAAUUAGUUUUAUACUUUCUAUACUAGGAUUUUGCAGCUGUAAAUAAUUACUAACUUGAUUUUGUGUAGUUUCUGAAACAAAAAGUAUUUCGAUAGAGUAUUUAGUUUUAGGUAGGAUUUAACGUAUUUGUACACAUGUUGAAUUGAAAUAAAAGCGAUUUUCUUUUGAUAAA
Messenger RNA from Tribolium madens (black flour beetle), 6176 nucleotides. Its product is annotated as CD109 antigen. Lineage: Eukaryota; Metazoa; Arthropoda; Insecta; Coleoptera; Tenebrionidae. Bases 138 to 5510 code for a protein of 1790 amino acids. The transcript is spliced from 11 exons. Gene Ontology annotation, molecular function: endopeptidase inhibitor activity; protein binding. Gene Ontology annotation, cellular component: extracellular region. The record is from RefSeq and is a predicted model, not a curated record.